Molecule: messenger RNA, 959 nt
Organism: Pelobates fuscus (common spadefoot toad)
Lineage: Eukaryota; Metazoa; Chordata; Amphibia; Anura; Pelobatidae
Gene: GSTO1
Product: glutathione S-transferase omega 1
Exons: 6
Coding region: 120-845 (241 amino acids)
Biological process (GO): glutathione metabolic process
Cellular component (GO): cytoplasm
Molecular function (GO): glutathione transferase activity; glutathione dehydrogenase (ascorbate) activity
Source: RefSeq, a predicted model, not a curated record
ACCGGAGGGGUGGGGAUACAGUAUAUAGGCAGCAGGCAGUGCAGAGCUCCGGAUACAUUGUAUCUCCUCCCUGGGUUUGUGUCUCACUCUCUGGAUCUGCCUGCACUCCCUCCCCAGACAUGACUGGGUCUCAGAAGAGUUUGGGAAAAGGCUCCCCUGCCCCGGGGCCUGUCCCUGAAGGAAAUCUUCGUCUCUACAGCAUGAGGUUCUGUCCAUUUGCCCAGCGAGCAAGACUGGUUUUAUUUGCCAAGGGCAUCAAGCAUGACGUCAUUAACAUCAACUUAAAGAGUAAGCCGGACUGGUUUUUGGAGAAAAUCCCAUCAGGCUGUGUGCCGGCUGUGGAGCUGAGUGAUGGGGAGGUAAUCUUCGAGUCCCCCAUAGUCUGUGAUUUUCUGGAUGAAGCCUAUCCUGGCAAGAAGUUAACCCCUGCAGACCCAAUCAAAAAGGCAAAGGAGAAGAUGAUUUUGGAGUUUUACAAUGGGGUAACCACACUACUUUAUAAAAUCCUUGGGGCACAGCAAGAAAAAAAAGAUGUUGCUGAACUCAAGACAGAAUUACUCGGCAAGCUCCAGAAACUACAACAGAUUCUAAUUAAGAAAAAGACACCUUACUUUGGAGGAGAAUCUCUGUCUAUGAUUGAUUACAUGCUGUAUCCAUGGUUUGAGCGUUUCGUAGCAUUUGGCGUUGAAGAUAUUUUCACUCAAACUCCAGAGCUGAAGAAGUGGUACAACCUCAUGCUUAAGGAUCCUGCAGUGAAGGAGACCUUCACUCCACCAGAAGUUUUGCAGGAAUUUUUCAAGCUGUACAUACAGGGCAACAUCAAUGCUGUGGAUUACGGUCUUUAAAAUCAUUGCUACCUAGACAAAUCAUAUUUAUCAAACUUAUUCGGUUGAAACCAUUGUUCGUGAUGAUGUUAUUUUCUGUAGAACUAAAUUUUACCAAUAAACGUUGAGUGUUUA